CCCCUUUGAACCUAAAAUUCAAGACCGCUGCCAAAUUAUUUCUGAAAAUUCCCAUGUCAUUGCUGCGCAGCUUUAAAGAAAGCCUGAAACCCUGCUCAAGCAUCUCAAAAACAUCACAACCCUCAUUGUUAUCUCAUGACUCGUCAUCAAUCAACCCAAGAAAACCCCCCAAAUCCUCUCUCUCACAGCAGCUUCUACGCCUUGAAGCAGACUUUUCUUUCCCCAAGCAAAACCCUGAAACCCAACGAGAAUUUUCAGUUGAGAAGAGCAAGAAUUUUGAUAAAGAAGAGAAAAUCAAGAAUUUUGAUGAAGAAGAGAAAGAGCCUGAACGUGAGAAAUUUGGGAGACCCCAACUGGGUCAGUUUCAGAUAGAUCAUACGGGACCGUUUGAGCCGUUGCUCUUGUCGGAAGAUGGAGAAGUUCCUUUAAUACAGGUUCCUGCAUCUAUUAACUGCAGGUUGCUUGAACACCAAAGAGAGGGAGUAAAAUUCUUGUAUAGACUAUACAAAAACAAUCAUGGAGGGGUUCUUGGUGAUGAUAUGGGGCUCGGAAAGACAAUUCAGACAAUUGCAUUCCUUGCUGCUGUUUUCGGAAAAGAUGGAGAAUUGGGAGACUCCACAAUAUCAAAAGAAAAUAAGGUUGGCAAGAAGGGCUCUGUUCUGAUAAUUUGCCCCACUUCUGUAAUCCACAACUGGGAGAUUGAAUUCUCUAGGUGGUCUACCUUUAAUGUCUCUUUUUACCAUGGUUCAAAUCGUGAUUUGAUUCUUGAAAAGCUUGAAGCAUAUGGAGUUGAGGUACUUAUAACCAGUUUUGACACUUACCGAAUUCAUGGCAGCAUCCUGUCAAAGGUUAAAUGGGAGAUUGUGAUUGUUGAUGAAGCACAUAGGCUUAAGAAUGAAAAAUCAAAACUUUAUACAGCAUGUUUAAAAAUUAAAACUCAGAAACGUAUUGGUCUCACGGGGACCAUUAUGCAGAACAAAAUUAUGGAACUGUUUAAUCUCUUUGACUGGGUAGCACCUGGCUCCUUGGGAACACGGGAACAUUUCCGGGAAUUUUAUGAUGAACCCCUAAAGCAUGGCCAGAGAUCAACUGCUCCUGAAAGAUUUGUUCGGAUUGCUGAUGAACGAAAACAGCACCUAGUGUCAGUUCUGCAUAAGUAUUUGUUAAGAAGGACAAAGGAGGAAACUAUCGGGCAUCUUAUGAUGGGAAAGGAAGAUAAUGUCGUAUUCUGCGCCAUGAGUGAUUUGCAAAAACGAGUUUACACGAGAAUGUUACAAUUACCAGACAUCCAAUGCCUCAUUAAUAAGGACCUCCCUUGUAGCUGUGGAAGUCCUCUUACCCAAGUAGAAUGUUGCAAAAGGAUUGUUCCUGAUGGAAUCAUCUGGCCUUAUCUUCACAGAGAUAACCCGGAUGGGUGUGAUUCAUGCCCCUUUUGCCUUGUCCUUCCCUGCCUUGUCAAGCUCCAACAGGUAAGCAAUCACCUGGAGCUUAUAAAGCCUAACCCUAGAGAUGAACCAGACAAACAAAAGAAAGAUGCAGAGUUUGCCUCUGCUGUCUUUGGACCUGAUAUUGAUUUGGUGGGAGGGAAUGCCCAAAGUGAGAGUUUCAUGGGUCUAAGCGAUGUUAAACAUUGUGGCAAAAUGCGAGCCUUGGAAAAGUUAAUGUUGUCUUGGGCUUCAAAGGGCGACAAAAUUCUCCUCUUUAGUUUCUCAGUCAGGAUGUUGGACAUACUUGAAAAAUUCCUUAUUCGCAAAGGCUAUAGCUUUUCCAGACUUGAUGGUUCUACUCCAAUCAACUUGCGCCAGCCGCUUGUUGAUGACUUUAACUCAAGUCCAAGCAAACAGGUGUUUUUGAUAUCAACUCGAGCUGGUGGGCUUGGAUUGAAUCUUGUAAGUGCAAAUCGUGUGGUCAUAUUUGACCCAAACUGGAAUCCUGCCCAAGAUUUACAGGCGCAGGACAGAUCAUUUCGUUUUGGACAGAAGCGGCAUGUUGUGGUAUUUCGCUUUCUCUCUGCUGGUUCCCUUGAGGAGCUGAUAUAUACUCGUCAGGUGUACAAGCAGCAGCUAUCAAAUAUUGCUGUUUCAGGGAAAAUGGAAAAACGAUAUUUUGAAGGAGUCCAGGAUUGCAAGGAAUUUCAAGGCGAGCUAUUUGGGAUUUGCAAUUUAUUUCGUGAUCUUUCUGAUAAGCUUUUUACCAGUGAAAUCAUCGAGUUACAUGAAAAACAGAGACAAGAAUAUGGGCAGCGUCCUAAAACAGAACAGGAAUUAACUGAGAUUGGGACCCAUAUUAUUCCCUCAAAAGAAGUAAGUUCAUCACUUACAUCAGGAUCUGAGACCGUAAAGUCUGCUGAUCUGUGGAGAGCUAUGACAGAUAAACCAUUACUUGAAGAUUUGGGUAUUCUCUAUGCUCAUCGUAAUGAAGACGUUGUCAAUAAUCAACCUGAUAUUCAAGAGAAGUUAGAGCUGAGAAUUCCUAAGGACAAUAGCUCAAGGCAGCCACAAAUCCCGAUAAAGAAGAAAAGAAAAUUAGAUGAUGCAAAUGGUAAUAACAUAUCUUCAUCCAAGGACUGGAAAAAGGUUCAAUACAGCUUGCUUGCCCGGUUCAUGGGUAUGGGAGAGGUUGAAUUUAGCAAGUGGGUAUUAUCUGCUAGUCCUUUGGAGAGGGAGCAAGUGCUUCAAGAUUUCAAGAAGAGAAAGGAGAAACCAGAUGGUUGAAGAAGGAUGGUAUGUUUGCAGACAUGUACAUGGAAUUGUUGUAACUCAUCAUUGUAUAUUAUUGUGUCAUAGAGAUGUAAAUUUUAUUUUUUCUAAUUCAUUUCUCAGUGUUUUAGUGUUCUACUUGCAUCCGGCAACAGGAAUAUUGAAAUAAUGAUUUAGUGUAAAAAAAAUGCUGUUAUCAAUUAAGGAAACUACCCGUUGUAACA
Pistacia vera is the source of this 2923-nucleotide messenger RNA. Its product is annotated as switch 2. NCBI's taxonomy places the organism in Eukaryota, Viridiplantae, Streptophyta, Magnoliopsida, Sapindales, Anacardiaceae. The transcript has 8 exons. Gene Ontology annotation, molecular function: ATP binding; ATP-dependent chromatin remodeler activity. The record is from RefSeq and is a predicted model, not a curated record. Bases 54 to 2714 code for a protein of 886 amino acids.